GAUCACAAUUUUCCGGGAAUUUCCGUGACUCUCCAGAAAUUUCACCUCAACAACCCCUUUAUCCUACUUUUUCUGAUUUUUUUUUCUUUUGAAUCAUCACUGCGAUCACGGGUGAUCAGGAGAGAGUCAUACCCAGUUUUUGUUUCUUGGGAUUUCAAUAGCGAGAUUGAAUCAAUUUUCACACUAUUUUUUCUAUUUUCUCUACCUAAAAAUAAAUGAUCAUGCUUUAGGAACUUUUUGUCAAUGUUUUUAAAACAUUUUUAAGUGUGUGAAUCUUCUGCAAAUUUUAUAAAAUAAAUAAUGUGUGGUGGCUUUUAUCUCAAUGUAUUCCAAACGAUCGAGCUUAAUUUCAUGCUGUGUUUUAAGAAUAAAUUUCGAAGCAGACAGUAUCAAGACUUGAAGCUGAUUUAUCUCUCUGGAAAUACGAUAAAAUUUUAAUUAAUUUGGUUCAAAUACACUCAAAAUGGAUACGGUUUCUGAAUUGGGUGCUUGGAUGCAAAAACUGUACAUGUUGUCCACUUCUGCUCAUGCAUCCGUUGUGUCAAUGAACCUCUUCGUGGCCCUCCUCUGCGGCUGCAUUGUCAUUGGCCAUUCUCUGGAGGAGAAUCGUUGGAUGAAUGAAUCAAUUACAGCCCUUAUCAUUGGUUUAUGUACUGGAGUGGUUAUAUUGUUGAUUAGUAGGAGCAAGAGCUCACAUCUCCUGGUCUUCAGCGAGGAUCUGUUCUUCAUGUAUCUUCUCCCUCCUAUCAUAUUUAAUGCUGGGUUCCAGGUUAAGAAGAAACAAUUUUUCCGUAACUUCAUCACUAUAAUGUUGUUUGGAGCUGUUGGUACACUAAUUUCAUCUGCUGUCAUAUCAACCGGUGUCGUGUUAUUCUUUAGGAACUUGGGAAUCGGCUUUCUGGAUAUUAGUGAUUAUCUAGCAAUUGGUGCAAUAUUUGCUGCAACAGAUUCUGUUUGCACAUUGCAGGUGCUAAGUCAAGAUGAGACGCCCCUACUUUACAGUUUGGUAUUUGGAGAAGGUGUAGUGAAUGAUGCUACUUCAGUGGUGCUUUUCAAUGCCAUUCAAAGCUCUGAUAUGACAACUAUUGAUCCUACAAUUUCUUUACACUUUAUUGGAAGCUUCUUGUACUUAUUUCUAGCAAGCACGCUACUGUUAGUGCGGAAACGAAGUGUUGAAGAAAAACUUGAAUUUUUAUUGAUAGUUUUUGAGUUGCUACAGCACACUCAAUAAUGUUUUCUUCUUCUUUUUUCUUACAAUGAGACUACAAGAAUGACCUCUAUUUAUAAGACCACAUGGAUAACUCUAGAGACAUGGGAAUAUAAAUGGACACCUAAUAAUUCAUGAAUUUGCAUCAUGUAU
Molecule: messenger RNA, 1360 nt
Organism: Olea europaea var. sylvestris
Lineage: Eukaryota; Viridiplantae; Streptophyta; Magnoliopsida; Lamiales; Oleaceae
Product: sodium/hydrogen exchanger 1-like
Exons: 6
Coding region: 464-1231 (255 amino acids)
Biological process (GO): proton transmembrane transport; regulation of stomatal closure; sodium ion transport
Cellular component (GO): membrane
Molecular function (GO): sodium:proton antiporter activity
Source: RefSeq, a predicted model, not a curated record